This is a messenger RNA of Leptosia nina, 1251 nucleotides long. The record is from the annotation of a GenBank genome assembly. Lineage: Eukaryota; Metazoa; Arthropoda; Insecta; Lepidoptera; Pieridae.
AUGAAGCUGCGGUUAAUACGAAACUGCGCAAAAAGAAUAGACAACGCCAGAGCGGGACAACAAUACGUGGUGGGGCGUCAUCCAACCUUCGCUGAACCAUCUGUUUCUGUUCGCCAGAUCUGUUCUGUGUUUGUGGGUUUAUGGCUAACUAAACACCCAACAAUGUACCAAGACCAAGGCUCUGAGCACAUUGAAAUAGACCAGGACUCGGAAAGCAGAUCUUGCAGCCCCAAGAUGUUCUAUAAACCAGACGAGAAGACGGUCAUUCAAAAGAAGUCAUUCUGCAUAGACGCCUUACUGUCAAAACACGACGAGAAAACUCAAAAAUAUAUGGCGCUAAUGAACAAGAACUAUAUCACAAGGUACAAUGAGUAUCAGGAAAAUGUGGAGGGAUUCGAGAGGGAGCGAGUCAGUGAGAGUCCCAAGAGUGGGAGCAGUAGAAGUCUGUCUCCAGGGUCUGAGGAGGGGAACAGAUCUGAGACAUAUAGUCCGCCUAUUUCCCCAGGAGUUGAAGGUGGCGGAGAGGAAUAUGAAAGUUAUAGACCUGGUAUCGUGCCGAAACCAGGUCUCUUACCCCAAAACCCCGCACUGGUAGCGGCCCAGUCAGCGCUCUUCAACUAUCCUCAAGUAAACCCCAUGCCCCAGGGCCCCAUGCCUUCAGCCUUCCAUCACCCUGGGGAUAGAGUUCUGCAUCACAUGCAGCUCGAAUGGUUGGCAAGGACGGGGAUGUUUUAUCAUCGGAUACCGGAAUUGGGCGGUGCACCGCACGCUUUACUAGGCAAGACCCGACGGCCGCGGACCGCGUUCACUUCACAACAACUCCUAGAACUCGAGAAGCAAUUCCGAAUGAACAAAUAUCUUUCACGACCGAAGAGAUUCGAAGUGGCAACCAGCUUGAUGCUGACGGAAACACAGGUAAAAAUAUGGUUCCAAAACCGCAGGAUGAAGUGGAAACGCUCGAAAAAGGCACAACAAGACAGCAAAAGCAAGGACUCCCAUCCGAGUGAGGAGAAAAACAAAAAAGAGGUUCUACCCGACCAUGACAAACAACCUCCACAAAUGGCGGGCGAUUUGACACCAGCUGUCAAACCACCUCCCCUGCUAGACAGAGAGAGGAUGAUCGCAUUGGAGCGGGAGAGGGCGAUGGCGGCGGCAAACUUUAAUUCGAAUUUGGAAAACAAUAGACGCGGGCUAGUUAUGAGCCAAGAUGGCCGACCGGGUAUAGAUAUGUUUAGGCCUUAUGUAGUAUGA